Messenger RNA from Danio rerio (zebrafish), 991 nucleotides. RefSeq names its product abl interactor 2a (gene abi2a). The record is from RefSeq and is marked provisional. Lineage: Eukaryota; Metazoa; Chordata; Actinopteri; Cypriniformes; Danionidae. Gene Ontology annotation, cellular component: filopodium; cytoskeleton; lamellipodium.
AUGGCGGAGCUGCAGAUGCUGCUGGAGGAGGAAAUUCCAGCGGGUCGCAGAGCGUUGUUGGACAGUUUCACCAACCUUGACAGAGUCGCCGAGUACUGCGAAAGUAACUACGUACAGGCUCCAGACAAGCAUGUCGCUCUAGAGGAAACCAAGAACUACACUACUCAAUCCCUGGCCAGUGUGGCCUACCUGAUCAACACUCUCGCCAACAAUGUGCUUCAAAUGCUGGACAUCCAGGCGUCUCAGCUGCGCCGCAUGGAGUCCUCCAUCAACCACAUCUCUCAGACGGUGGACAUCCACAAAGAAAAAGUGGCCAGGCGGGAGAUAGGCAUCCUCACAACCAACAAGAACACCUCUCGCACACACAAAAUCAUUGCUCCAGCCAAUCCUGAGAGGCCAGUGCGGUACAUACGCAAACCUAUCGAUUACAGUAUGCUGGACGACAUUGGUCACGGUGUGAAGGUCAACACCCAAAACAUGAAGAUGGGGAGUCUUCUUCGCACCACACCUCCCACACAGAAGCCACCCAGUCCGCCGAUGGCAGGCAAAGGCACGAUAGGAAGACACUCACCCUACAGAACACUUGAGCCAGUGCGGCCUCCUGUGGUCCCUAAUGACUACGUCCCAAGCCCAACACGCAAUAUGGUGCCCAUCCUGCACCAAAGUCCUGUGCGCACGGCAUCUGUUAAUCAGAGGAACCGCACCUACAGCAGUGGGAGCAGUGGUGGCAGUCAUCCCAGCAGCCGCAGCAGCAGUCGGGAAAACAGCGGGAGCGGCAGUGUCGGUCUUCCCAUUGCUGUACCCACACCCUCUCCACCCAGCGCCUUCCCAGGUGCUCCUCAGUUCUACAGCAUGAACAGGCCCGUCCCCAGACAGACUGCACCCUCAGUCGGGGGUUCACUGCCGUACCGCAGACCACCCUCACUCACGGGACAGACUUCCAUGCCACCUAGCCAGCAGAAUGGAGGGCCUUAUUACAAUCAGAGCCAAG